Schistosoma curassoni is the source of this 10143-nucleotide messenger RNA. Lineage: Eukaryota; Metazoa; Platyhelminthes; Trematoda; Strigeidida; Schistosomatidae. The record is from the annotation of a GenBank genome assembly.
GUAACCAAUAAAGGCGCACUUUGCAACUAAAACCAUAUGGUUGGGGCUUUCCCGGUAUUUAAAUUGGGAGCAUUGGCUAUAAAACAAAUAGGAAAGCCCCUGGCCAACUACCUGAAGCGCAAGGCCAAAACAAAUACAUUUUUCAGGAACUAUGUGUGCCUGCCUCCAGCACAAUCGAACGGUUUCAAAAUUCAUAUUGGGUGUUGAUUUCGGAAGCACUCAUGCAUGCGCCAGGGUCUACACUAUGGAUCUUAAGGUCAUCGGAUGUAGCAGCACCAAAGUACCUCGGCUUGAAGGGUCUGAUGGUGCUUGCGAAUUGGAUCCAGAAGCUGUAUGGGAAUCCUUUUGCAAGCUGUUAGAUGAAGUAUUACAAGAUGCAGAAAUUAACCCUGAUCGGAUCAAUUGUAUAGGUAUUUCGGUUCAGCGAAAUAGCCUAUUGUUGUGGGAUAAGAAGACAUCAAAUCCUCGAACUCGUGUUAUCACGUGGCUAGAUACACGUUCUUUGGAUCUCGCCAAAAAAUUAAACCAGUCUUUUAUCUUUCGUAGUAUGAAAACUGCUGGCCAUAUGUUAUAUUGGAUGACACAUCAAUCAAAGUUUAAAGCGUUGGCGUCGUACCACUUCAAGACAGUAUUAGCAUGUAUACGUCUCAAAUAUUUAUUAAAUGAGAAACCAAAGCUUAUUGAUGAGUGUCGUAAGGGGUUACUUUGCUAUGGUUGUUUGGAGACAUGGUUGCUAUGGCGGCUUACAGGUGGCAAAACAUUUGCUACGGAUGUUAGCUGUGCAAGUGUUACUGGCAUGUAUGAUUCCUUUUCUCGUAAAUGGAGCCGUCCGAUUUUGGCUAGUUUAGGAAUACCUGCCAAUAUUCUUCCUGGUGUGUAUCCUUCCAGUUAUUAUUAUGGCACUGUUCAAAAUGGUCCACUGGGGUAUUCAUCAAAUCCUUCUUUGUCUAUUCCGAUCACUGGUAUCAUUGGUGAUGCUCAAGCUGCCACCUUAACAGAAAAUUGUUUAUCUCCUUGUCAAGCUAAACUUACAUUAGGCACUGGGAUAUUUUUAAAUUUACUUUCUGGUUCUAAAGCUCUAGCCGUAAUGAAUGGCUUUUAUCCUGUUAUUGGAUGGGCAUCUGGUCACCCGUAUUUUGACUGUAUUUCGACUUUUUAUAUGGGUUCUACUAGCAGUUCUUCGGAAUCUCCAUCAUCUGUACCAUCUACAUCUAGGUCUUUUCAUCUAGGUGAUCUUACUUAUCUAGUUGAAGGUCUUGACUUCUAUUCUCUCGUGCGGUGUCGUGGUUAGUUACUACUGAGGAGUCUCACACUGGGACGAAACGGCCUUCUGGGCUAUUAAUGGUCUAACAUUGGUUCAUAAUUGCAAUGAAGUUCAGCAAUCUCUACAACCCUAUACUGAAAAUUAAAUAUUUUUUCCCGUAUCACAAUAAUUGUCCCAAAUGCCCUGGUACGUUCGAGGGUGAGGAGAAUCCGCUCUCCCUCUCGAAAUGCUCUCACAUGGCCACGCGUAUAUAGCCUCUGCCAGGGAAGUCCUACUCAUUGCCUUAUCGUGGCGGGGAUGUUGUUUACGAAAUUAAGAGGACGAAAAGCGAAUGUCCGGCGCAUUAACCGGGUUGGUGGACAUGGAGAGUCCACCUAGGUGAGUUGAAAAACCCUGAUUCCAAACCAAUGGUGCACAUGGGCUGCAGUAUCGUGUUGGAACAAAUGGCGUAUGAACCAAUCGUUGGUCACCGGCUACUGUGGGACUGCAUCUUUUUAAGAUGCUCCAUUGCUUUGUGAAUCAGACCUCCAGUCGAAGGCUCCGGUUGUGGGUCCCCCUAAGAAAACCACUUGCUUCGGUUUGGGCACCCGGGCAGUAUCACAGCCCUCACACAUAUCAAAUGUGAUUUGUGUGGCGCUUAUGUAUUUGGUGCCUCCUUGUACCAAUAUCUAUGUGUUAAAAUAAAUAAAUAAGUAUCACAAUAGUGUGUUUCACUGGGGCUUAUUCAGUAUUUGUUAAUAUAUUGUGUCGGUAGCAAUGACCGAAGCUAGUUCUUGCCAGAAGCUUUUUACAUAUCAAAGUACAUAACAUUAUCUCAGGUAUUAAAUACCAUGAACUUAAAUGAACUACAUUCGACAUAUAAAGAGGAUAUGAAACAUCAUCUUUUUGUACUCAUAAUCGGCAGCUCUCACGCUAAUUUGAGUUUGUGGACAGUAGGCUAUUACGUAGUGGCUGUUUAUUGAAGCUUUUCUUAGGUCGUUUUUCCCGUUUCAGAAUCUCACCUGAACCAUCAAUGAUGUAUAGAUAAACAAAUCCUCAUCAAAACAUAAAAUUUUGACUUUCAACUAUGAACAUCGAAAUUUGAAUACAGUAACGUAAAGUUAAAGGGGAUGACAGAUCUUCACGAUGAUGUACAAAAUUUUCCCCCUCUACCUCCAUCAUUUACAAUUUUCAAGGCUUUUUAUUCAUAACACUGUUAGAACAUAUUUCAGUAACGCUAAUCGUCAAUUACUAUAUGCCAUGUGCACCUUUUACAUUUCCUAGUUAACAAAUACAAAUGUGAUUAACAUGUCAUAUGACCUACGGGAAUAUAAUGUUGGUAGAAUGGAGAAAACUUCUUUAGAAGUGUGCUUUAUUUCGUGAUAAAUUUUGGAGAUUUCAUUUCAUAAUGAAGUCAUUGGAAAAUAUUUCUGGCAUAAGACACGAUUAUUCCGGUCUAUUGUCAUUUCCCGCUAUUACAAUGUUUUUCAUCGCAGUUAAAUAUAAGUCAAACUAAUUAUCUAAGCUUUCUACGUCAUCUAUAUCAAGAAAUAUCGUACAGAACAAAACAUUACUGUAUUAAUUCUAAAUGAAAAUCACAUGUUUACUGAAAUUUCGCAUAACGUUCUUACGUUAGGUACGCUCAGAUCACAGAGACUGAUAAAUGUCUUCAAAUCACUAUCAUUUUGGAAAUGAUGAAUGUGUUUUUUUGUGAUAUUAGGAUGAAUACGCUUAUUCUGAUUAUGGUUGUCCAGUUUGUGAAACUACCGUUGAUAUCUUUGUUAAUUACUUCCUAAGUAGUUUAUUAGCCAGCCUUUCUUUUAUCUAUCUUUUUAGGUUUAUGGCCAAGUUUCUCCGCAGCAACUGAAGCUGUACACAAACGACUUCAGUCAGAAGCAAAUAGUCUUCCGUCUGUUGAUAUUAAUAAUACUGAUCUUAAUAAUAAUAAAAAAUUAAAUUCACAUAAACUAUACAGGCGGUUUAUGCCUGAAUCGUCAGAAAUAUGCAUAUCGAUAAAAAAACGUUAUCAUAUUUGGUCGCACAUACGUGCUUCAUAUUUGCGAAAAAAAUAGAUUGGCUUAAAACUUGUAUAAAAUAAUAAAGGCAUAAUCUAUUACGUUUUAUUGUUAAUUCAUUCUCUUUUUUCUUUUGUUAUUUAGUUACCUGCAGAUGGGUGUUCGUCCGUUUGUUCAUUAUUAUAUAUUUGUAUUACUUGUAUCUAUAUUUUCCUCUUUAAUAUUUUUUUUGUUUGUACUUAUGUUCAUUAUUUUAUCGGAUUAUUAUUUAUCCGUUCUAUUGUUUGUCUGUUUUUUUUUAUUGUGCGGUUUACAUUUUAUAUAGAGAUAAAUUUGAUUAUAAACAAAAUAAAUGUUUUUCGUUUCAGUUCAACAUUUUCGUCAAUUUUCCAUCAAAUAUUAUACAUUUCUGUGAUCAGUCAACACUAGAGGAGAUAUAGUUAGAUAAGAAAGUAUUGUAGUGAACGAGAACACCAGUGGAGACAACCAAAUACAUGUGAAUAUAAAAUUACAAAAUCUCUUGGUAAAAUUCGAGAACCAUACAGCAAAUACUCCACUUGCAAAAUGUCUAUCAAUUGUCUCAGACUUGAUUGUUUCUUCGUUUCCACACCAAUUACUCUCUGUUCUCGUUCUCUUUUCUUCGAUCUUCUUGACCCUCUGCCGUCAUGCAUUUCACUUUUAAUUGGUGAUACGUACUACUUAUAUCUGUCGACAUCAGUAACACACACCACGCUAUCAUUUAUCAAUUCAUAGGUAGUAAGUUAAACAAUAUCUUAUGAACAAGUUGGUAAGUAAUUCACUAAGUAAUAGUAAUAAUUCUUAUUCACCUAUUUGAACACAUAAAUAUUGGUACUAGGGGCACCGAAUACAUUUGCGACACACAAGUCAGUUGAUUUGUGUGUGGAUUGUGAUACUGCGCAGACAGAAGAAGGUGGUUUUCUUAGUAGGUUACACCCGGAGCCUUUGAUCUAGAGGUCUAAUCCACAAGGCAGUGGAGUAACGUAAAAAGAUGCAGUCAUAUGGUAGCCGGUGACUAACAUUUUUCACAAAAACCAUUAUGAAUAGUUUGUUUUAUUUUAUCUUUUUUUAUGUCCCCUAUAUGGUUUAACUGAAUGUAAUUUGAAAUGUCAUUUUUUUAUUCCAUAAUUACAUGUGUCUAUAUUUGAACGAUGUAUAACAGCAAUUUAUGAUAGAAAUUUAGUUCAGUGCUUUUUUGGUUAACUUACUGUAUACUAUUUUUGUUUAGUAAGUGUUUUACAAUAAAGCACAUCUGGUGUGCUCUUUCUUGCUUGUUUAUGAAUGACAUCUUUAGAAUUGUUCACCUAUUUUGUUUUGUUUACAUGUUUAUUGUUAGUUUUUAGUUACAUCAUUUUAAAGGUAGAUUUUACUAAAUGACUGUCUUGUUUUUUGUGUAUAUGUGAGUAUUAAUGUAAUGUCCACAAUUAACUUGGGUUCAAUUUUACCUAACCAAAAUGCCUAUUAUUCUUGUUUCGGUAUUCAGUAUCCUCUACCCAGUGAGUAAUGUUGAAUUUAAAUAAAACUUGAAUAUUAACGGGACAAAUCAAUUGAUUUUAUUGUUAGUUUGUAUCGACUAAAAUAGUUGAUAUAUUAAAAUACUGCCUUUAUACCUACUUCUCAUAUGAUUGUUAGAGAAAAAGCCUGGGUAUAAAAUUACGUGCUGAACUGAUUCCUAUGAUAAACUGUAACCAUUUUUAUGGACAUCACUUGGAUGGACUCCCAAUAACUUAACACCUGGAGUAAAUGUGUCAAUUCAAUAGCUACACAUUAUAUCGCCAAAGGAAAGAUUUGAAGAGAAAAUAAAAAUCAUAUUCUCUUCAUGGUUCGUGGCUUCCCACUCAUAACUUCUAAUGCAUCCGCUUUACCCAAAACAUUAUGUCGAUCUUGGCCUUUGCUUUGAUUCAAUGACUAUUACAUGCUUCCUAACGCUUCUCUAAUCAGCUAUGCAGAGUACGGAUGCGUUAUAAUCUCGAUGUUAUAAGUUCGAACACUGAUAUACACGCUUCAUGCAUAUAUAUAUAUAUCAUCGAAGUAAUGGACAAGCCACAAACCUUAUGAUCUUGAGAUGUCGCGUUACGUAUCCGGAAGUCCCCAUCCUGUCAGCAUUUAACUGCAUUUUUAUAUAUUUUUCGAUUCCAUAACAAGCUAGUGCUGACACCUAUGACAUGUGUGUUACUUCCUAUCUAAAACAGAACAAACCAGAAUACUGUGUAGCAUAAACGUAGUGCGAGACUCAGCGGGUUACUUGCAGGUGCUGUAUGGUGCUAGAGUUCUGUAAAUAUCAGCGCUAUGGUUUUACGAACCUUUUUUAACAAAGGCAUCACACUGGCCGAAUAUCGUCAUUCUUAAACUAGAUUUCAGUGGAUGAGUUGGAGUUUUCCCGUUGUCGAUAUUAGCGCUACAUUUGCUCAAUCUCUACUAACAUAUAUGCAUUCUUAGCUGAUUAGAUUGGUAGUUCAUUUAGUUACAAGUCUUAAUAAAUUUGCAUCAAGGCUAUCAAUGUAAUCCAAGACGCGCGUUUCAUCCCGUAUGUGUCUACAGUGUUAAUGCUCGCACUGAGACCCUAAAUUAAUGUAUUUAUUAUCAGAAAGCAUUAUUAGUCUGAAAAUCCUAGUGUUAUCAUCGGAAAGUGGAAGGCAACAAUAAUCACAUUUGCAGAUUCUCCAGAUGAUAAUUUUUAUAUCGACCUUUACAUGUUACUUAAAUUCUUAUUUAUCUGAUUCUCCUAGUAAAUUCAGAUUAUUUCAGUCAACCCCUUUUUGGUUAGUAAUAGCAGAAAUCAGGUGCAUAUUUUAAAGGAAUCAAAGUUGUUUCCAGUUAGUUUUCUACUCAUUAUGUUGCUUAAAACAGUAGGAACGUUGGUCUAUAUCUUACUAUACUGAAUUUAUUAUUUUAUGCAUUAGUCACCGUCCGAGUUAUUUCCAUUUGGAAUUGAUUGUUUAUUUUAUAAGGUUAAUUUUUUUAGUUACCUUAAACUGACUCAUGUGAAAUUAGGCUUUCUUUAAAUAAGAAUAUUUCAUUUAAUGAAGUGAAUGAGAUUGUUGCCGUAAUGUCCAGUGUUUUGUGUCCCUUCAACUUCACCAAUUAGUGUAUGCAUCGUUUAAGCACUAGCUAAUAGUUAUAAUUUGGCUGAACACAUGAUGUUAAAUCGGUUAAAUAACAUUGAGAAGUUAUAGUGAGUCACCUACUUAAUUAGUGUAUCACACAGCAGAGUUUACUUUUGUAUUUCUUACAAUAGUUUUUCUCUUACCUCACGGUUAUUUUACAAGUGCUCAAUUCCAAGGUCACUUAAUUAUGUUUGAUUUUCAAGUUUUUCUUAGUAGUACUGUAUACAUGUUUCAUCGAUCGUAGAUUCAUUUGAUUGUGCAUCUAUUCCACUCAUGGUGUGAUCCUGUAUGUAUCAUAUAUAUGUUCCAUUAUUCCGUAUUUAGCAUUUUUCUCAAUAAGACGUUAAAUAUGAAACAAUUAGGUUCACCUGUCCAUAUAACAAUCAUUUGUGUGCUUAGAUCAUAUUAAAUAUAGUGUAGUGAGAUGUUUCCAGUGAAAGAUUCCUACAUAUUAAUAACUAAUUGUUACAAAUUUCACAAAAAACCAUAUCUUAUUAGUAGUAUGUUUAAUCUAUAGUGGGUAUAGAUUCUCACAGUAGGCUAUGUUCAUAUCUUUGCGAAUGGUGUGUACAAAAUAUUUUUAUCGUAACUAUCUAGGAUGAUCCGAAAAUUGUAUCUGGAACAAGUACUGUAUUUAUGGUGUUAUUUCAAGGUUUACUCAAUAUAAGGACACUCAUAGAACACCGUAUAUGGAAAAAUGAGAACACUACAAGGUGCUUAUAGUUAUCGUAAUAGUAACGCUGUUGUCAAUAAUAAAUAUAUUUUUGUUGUAUUUCUGACAUUUCGUGACUUAAUGUAAGUCACCAUUUUUCUACUCAUUGGGACACAACAAAAAUAUAUUUAUCUAUCAUUAACUUUCCACCCAAUACUCAAUUUAUUUGAAACUAUCAUGUCCAAUCUUGAUAUUGAUGCUGUUGUUAAGUUUUUGAUAGAUAUUUAUGAUGAAAACAUUGUUUUGAAAUAUUGUACUUUAUCAAGAAUUAAGUGAUUAUAUAACAAUUAUCAGUCUAACCGUAAUAUAAAUGUUCACCGAUAUUGGAUGACUUGUUUAUGGCCGACUAUUAACAAUAUAGACUGAACUCAAUCUUGACAGUGUUUCAAUUCCCUUUUACAGUUACUGUUGAAAUAUUGAAUUUUGAAUCACUAUUUCAACAUGUAAUUCAGUGAUAUGAAGUUAUAAAAUAAUCCUUCUUUAAUGUUUAGAUGAGACCAUAAAUAUAUUGUCCAAAUCAUCAUUAGUUACUUGUCUUAUGCCGAUAAGUUAGAAAUGCAGAUGUCAUUUUGCAGGGUUUUAUUUGUCUGUACAUUUAUUGCGCACGUUCAUAUAUAAUUUAUUUUGAAGUAAACUAUACUAAUUUAGUCAGACCGGGACAUGAUAUCAAACCAGCCAAAUUAAUCAGUUUGGGUCAAUUUAAUGACGUUUAUAUAACUAUGCCCAAGAACCGAUCAACCAUCAAUAAAGUGACCUGUAUCUAAUUGUUCACAUCAAUAUUUUGUGAGCGUUAAAAGAGCUAGAUGAAAUGCGUUUAGAUUAUAAACUAAAUCUAACCCUAGAAGUUGAACUGUACUCCGUCAGAAUAUGAUGGAUGGUUUCUUUUCUUGCACACAGCUUAGUGACUUGUACAUCUUCACAUAAAUUAAUACUCGUUUAGUCAGUUGGCGCUUCUUUAAAUGCUAGAUGAAGACGAGAAAGCCCUGUUAAUAAAUGCCAUCAUCAUUUCAGGCAUAAAUAUAUCAUAUACAACUAAAAUGCUUUUAGUAUUUUGUAGAUUAAAUAGUUACAAUUUUAUUAAUUUUACAUGUAAAUUUAUUUUUUUACUUGUUUCAAAAGUGACUUUCAAAUGAUAAAUGCAAAAAGUAAACCAUCGGUCAGGAAAUCUCAAAAGCCUUUUAUUUGAGUCAUUCCACAACAAGAAGACUGUCCAGCUCUGUGAACAAACAUUCGAGGAAACAAAAGCCAAAUGUGAUCAACAUUUUAAUACAAAAAGGUAAUCACAGAAACUGCUAUGGCAACUAGCUCCACUCUUUACCUCAUAACAAUUAAAGUGAAUUUCAAAAAAUCGAGUUUAGUACGAACUAUGCAUCAAUCCACUUUGAAAUAUGCACGAAACAGCUCAGUCUACGCAAUCAUAGUAUAUCCAGGUGAAAUCACAUCAUCCGGAUCCAUAUAAUUUUACAUACAUAUUUCUGACACAUUACGUGAGUAUCACUCGCCACAUACUGUUACACCAGCUUUUCUUGACACUCAUGACGGCCAUCUUGUCUGUCAUCCUAAUGCUGCAACCAAUGAUGGUGUGUGCAGAACUGUUUCAAAUUUGGAGCCAAAGCAAAUCUGCAGAAACUAUAUGAAAAACGUAUACCGAUAGAACAUUAUAUUGAAAAUACUGGAGUGCAUGCUUAACGUUUUUAGACUGUUCCUCUAGUGUUCUCACUUAUUUUAUUGUUGGUCAUGGUUGCUGUUCCGGAUAAACUUAGAUCUGAGUCUUUCUUCAGAAAACUGAAUCCUAUAUCUAAUGUUGUAAAAGACUUACGGUUCCAUACGUGAAUCGAUUAGACACAAAGUAUAUGGACACUGAAAUUUAAACUUAAUCAAUAUUCAAGUAUUAUCGCAAAAUUUAUUUCAUUUCGCUUCUGUUUAAUAUCCUUUGUCGUCGUAAAUGAGAGGACUUCAUAAUAGUCAAAUCGAGAUAUACUACUAGCACACCAAAUAAGUAACUACUGGUAUGAGGCACAUUCGACUAAGGAUAAACUCCACUGUCAUUUGCCCUUUUGAUCUUGCGCCUGGCAACUAAUCAAAAUGAAGCGAGUAUUAUUAAUUUCGCUCUCGUAAUCCACAUAUGCCAAUUAAUUUUAUGGUAGAAAUCAUUCCGAAAUAUUUACAAUAAGUGACCAAAUAAACCAAGACAUAACCGCUACUACUGACUGCUAUACACUUAGAUGACUUGACAGUGUGGAGUUCAUCCCCACUCAAAAAUUCAUUUCACUAGUUGGACAGUUAGAAACUAGUGGUUAGCGACAGUAUGUGAAUAUGCAACAUAGUUAAUCCAUACUCUCCAUCGGGUGUUAUUUCUCUGCUUCUUGUUAGUAAUCUGACUCAUCAUUUCUUUGGUUUCCAUGUUGUUUUGUGAAGAAGUGAAUCAGUGUACUGUUUUUACAUGUUCUAACUUAGUCCAGGUGACCAAUUCAUUGUUGAAUAAUAUGAAUGAAUAUAUUCCGAACAAUGAUGAAAUAAGCAUCCAAUGCAAUUUUGUUUUCAAUGGUGAUUCAUUUGAUUCUAUUGUCAAAUAAUAUCCCCGUGUUCAAAACGAUUGAGAACUGUAAUCAAACCAUUUUCUCAACUAGUUUACAUUAAAGCAAUGCUAAAAGAAGUGGCGAAAAAGCCAGGCGACAUUCGUGAUGCGAACUGCAAAAAUACAAAUAGAUAAAAUUAGAUGAGAUGCAGCGAAAAGACUCUUGUCAGACAAUUAAUGAUGAUUAUUGGAAAAAAGGUACGACAGUAAAUGUGACAGUGCUCAAAAUGACAUCCAAAAUUAUCAUUAAGAAUCAUUAUUGUUUGUAAACAAUACGUGAAUAGAACAUGUGAGAAAACUUUAUACUGAUACAGAAUAUGUCCUGAUUUGUUUUCAUGAAUUAAUGCUAACUAUCUUGGUACUUUCGGUGACAAUAAGAGAUGCAAGAAUAAUGUACAGCAACAUAAAACUUUUAUAAAUACCUGUUUUGCAUAGAACAGAAAUUUUGUCUAGAAAAAAACGAUUAAUUG